GACUAGCCCCUUCUGCGUCAGUCGGUUUCAGUUGGCUCGCGCGUGCGGACGAACGACCGUUCUCGCGGGGUCUGUCGAGUCGAGGUGCGCGCGUGUGUGUGAGUGCGCGUGUGCGCGUGGUCGCUCCUCGUUGAUGCUCGGCCGCGUCACCGUCGCAGCAUCAAUCUGAUUCCGCGGGACCUCGUCGUCGGAUAAGAGCGGACGAAGUGCGCGGCCUCGGGAAAGCGCGGAGCGACACGGCCACGACGCCGGAUUCUCCCGUCGCGCCCGGCAUCCCUUCGCGCUCAAUAAUGAGGGACAUGGCAGGCAAGAUCGCCGAGCUAAAGUUCGAGGCACCCCUCGCGCGCUUCGAGGAGGAGGACACUGCCAGUCUCAAGAACAUGAAUCUCCUGACAGAGCAAUUAUUGGACGCGAGCCUGGACGCGAGUUUCGGGGAGAAUUGUAACGCAAACGAGCCGCCGACGACGCACGAGAGCGGCACCGACAUCCUCCAGGAAGGCACGUUUAGCCCAUUCAGCGGCAGCCUCGAGGACCUCGUCAACACGUUCGAUGAGAAGAUUACGUCUUGCUUCCGCGAUUACGGCACCGACGUGGAAUCGCUGGCGCCGGUGCAGGUGCGAACGCAGGAGGAGAUUAUGAAUGAGUGCCAGAUGUGGUGGACGAUCACCGGAACUUUCGGCAACAUAUUGCCGAUCGACUGGAGCAAAUCCUACGCCAGGAAGAUGCACAUGCCCGCUUUGAACCUGAACGAAGUACCCGUUCCAACGGAGAGACCCGAGCUAGAAGAUUUAAGUAGCGAAGACGAGGCGGUUGCGACAGAUCUGGACAUGCAUGCUUUGAUCUUAUCCAGCAGCACCGACACGCACAGUCCGGAGGAGCCGCUGAAGACCGCCGAGGAGGUCCUCCGUGAGAUAGAUGACAUAAUGCAGGAAAGUCCGUCGAUGGAAAGAUCACCGGACUCCGAGGGUUCUAUGCUCGACAGCGACGAGGCCCUGGAAAGAAGUAGAGAGGUGCUUGGAUCACCGCUUCACGAAAAGAAACUGAAGCAACUCUCCUCCAGCCAGCUGACCGAACUGUUUGGCGAGAUGGAGUCGUUGGUCGCGGCGUUGAGCGAAACGCUGAUCGCCGAGCUCGCGCUCAGGGACGAGCUGGAAUACGAGAAGGAGCUGAAGAACCAGUUCAUCUCGUUAUUGUUGGCCGUGCAGAAUCGACGCAGGCAGCAUCACGUCACGAAGAAGAGGACUCAAAUGCAGAGCGGCACCAGUCCCCUGCCGCAACACAGGUCCCUGCAGGAGCCAAAGUACCUGACGACUGUUAUUCCAUAUCAUACAGACAGCGGUCCGCCAGACAAUCAAGCCUUGCAAGUACUCAUCAAAAUAUUGAAGGCCAUUAGCGAGGACAGCCCAGCAGUGCCGACUUUGCUGACAGAUUAUAUACUCAAGGUGUUAUGUCCGACUUAGGAAAAGGAUGCACCUUGAAAAGAAACGCUAAACGGACGUCAGCGAAAUACAAUGCGCUCUUCUUCUUGCCAGUACGCUUUCAGCCGUCGUUGUGCCGCAUCGUCACUGCGUUAAGACAACUAGCUUACCAGUUGUUACUCGAACCACACUCGAUCUGUAUCGGCUGUAGAGAUAGAUAAGGUUUCUCUCCGAUAUCCUCUAUCUAGUCUUAUAAUUUAUAUACUUACGAUUACAAUUAUAAUUACGAUGUGUACAUGAUAUAAUAUUUUACUUGCUUAGGGUAUCGUACAAGUAUAUUUUUCAUAACUCGCGUAUGUAAGCGUAUACGUUAUUAUAUUGACUCGCGUGAAUUCGUACGUCUCAUUCUCCCGCAAUCUUCAUAUCUCGUGUAUAAUUAUAUCCCGACACGAUUCACACCCUCGCUUCUUCGGUUUCGCAUCCUCUCGCGUAAAACGUAAAAAGUUCGAGGGAAAGCUUUUUUCUUAUGUGCGAGCUCCUUGUCGAGGAUUUCGUGAACCGCUACUACUUUAGCAAAUAAAUCAGUUUCUCCACGUAAGGAAUUCGGAUUAAUGUAAAUUGUUGUAAACGCUAGCAGCUAGAGAUCUUCUCCAUCGGUCACGCGCAAACGUUGAAAAACCUCGCAGUAUCAGUCAGGUUGAAGUUACUCGCUCCACCGAUAAUACGAUAAUUGUAUAAUUGUUCUCACGCAAUGCGCAAAAGACUCGGACGACACUGUGUGUGUUUGUAAAGACGUUUGAGAAAUAAAUUGAACAACCUCACUGCUCUCUGCUCUCGGA
Ooceraea biroi (clonal raider ant) is the source of this 2257-nucleotide messenger RNA. It is a transcript of the gene Unc-76, whose product is annotated as fasciculation and elongation protein Unc-76. Gene Ontology annotation, cellular component: cytoplasm; axon. NCBI's taxonomy places the organism in Eukaryota, Metazoa, Arthropoda, Insecta, Hymenoptera, Formicidae. The record is from RefSeq and is a predicted model, not a curated record.